Molecule: messenger RNA, 765 nt
Organism: Oppia nitens
Lineage: Eukaryota; Metazoa; Arthropoda; Arachnida; Sarcoptiformes; Oppiidae
Gene: bisc
Product: TM2 domain-containing protein CG10795-like
Exons: 1
Coding region: 98-598 (166 amino acids)
Source: RefSeq, a predicted model, not a curated record
UAUGUGUUUUAUUACAGUUUAACAGUUUAUUUGAUGCAAUCAAUAGUGUAUUAUAUUUUGUAAUACCAGUUAAAGACAAACACUUUUUUUAGAUAACAUGUUGUCUGUAAUAGCCGUCGACUGUAAUCAGCUGAUGAUCGGCCAAUACGAUUGUAAGCCGCCGGUGAUUGAUGUGGACACUCAACAGCCAGUAUCGUGCAAUCGAUCCGAUCGGGCAUACGUUAAUUGUACGCUAGUUGAUGGACUGGUAUGCCGGGCAACUGGUCGGCCAGAGUUUGAACAGCCAAUCGACUGCCGACAUACUAACGGCUAUUCGCACGAAACGGCACUAUUGUUGUCCAUUUUUUUGGGUAUGUUCGGUGCCGAUCGGUUUUAUUUAGGCUAUCCCGGACUCGGACUACUCAAGUUUUGUACCCUCGGGUUCCUGUUUUUGGGCCAAUUGGUCGAUAUUAUAUUGAUUGCACUGCAAAUUGUCGGCCCGGCCGACGGUUCCCACUAUGUUAUCAAAUAUUUUGGUCCGAAAUUGGAUAUAAUGGCCUACAAUACGGCCACCGAUAUUAUCUACGAAGAUAACUGGCCUCAACUGAUGAACACCUGAUGAAGAUCCUGAUGCCGGGUGCGGGGAGGGGUGGUUUUGGUGGGGGCGGUGGCGGGGGUUUAAUGUAUAGGAUAUAUAAUAUAUACGGUAUAUAAACUUGUAUUUGUAAUUGUGUUACAGUUAUUGUAAUCACUGUUUAAUACUUAGCCGUUAUUAAUACUUGUAUA